CUAGCAGUAGCAACAAUCAUCGAAGAGGGCAAACUUGACUGGUGGGCCUAGUACUUACGAGGCAUCCUUAAUUAAGCUUUGCUGUCUCUUCUACAACUACUUUUGGGCUUCAGAUCAGAGGCCUAGUAUAAAUGGGCCCAAAAAGCCCAUUAAUGAGAUAUGGGCUAAUAGCGUUCAGACCAGCGAUACGGGCUUCUGUUAAACGAUCAUCAAACACGGCCUGUUCACUUCUUCCCUCUUGUCCCUCGACCUCUCCGACUCUCCCCGUCGUCGCCGCCGCCUCCUCCUCUUCCUCUCGCCGCUGUUCAGCAGCGCGAUUAGCUUUGGGGUCCUCCGCUUCCUCCUUCCAGCGCCUUCACAUCAUCGUUCCACUACUCUUUUUGGUCGAGUAGUUGCUGGCCGCAUCCUGCGCCAUGCACGCCACCCGUUUGCGCAAUUGCCUGACGGAACUGCUCAGCCGCCGAGGUCAGGGGCAGUGCGAAUGCCGCUGCCCCUACCAGUUCUCUCCCUCGCGGGGCAUGACGCGCGGCCGCAGCGUGAAGGACCGGAGCAAGAAGAAGCGGGUGCAGGCGCUCGAGGUGGCCGUCGAGCGCUGGAAGGUGCUCUCCAAGGUCCUCACCGUCGUCGACGCCCUCAAGAAGGAGGAGGAGCAUGUCACCCCGCUCAAGCGCCUCGAGAUCCUGCGGCCGCAGCUGGGCCUCACCAAGCCGCACAAGGUGGCCCACUUCGUGCGCCGCUCGCCGCACAUGUUCGAGGUCUGCCGCGACAGCCGCGGCGUCAUGUGGGCCGGCCUCUCGCCGCAGGCAGAGGCGCUCGUCGAGGAGGAGGCGCGCCUGCUAGAGGAGCACUCCCCCACGGCCGCGCAGUACGUCACGAGGAUGCUCAUGAUGUCGGUGGACCGGCGCCUGCCGGUCGACAAGAUCGCGCACUUCCGGCGCGACAUGGGGCUUCCUCACGAUUUCCGGACACGGUGGGUGCACAUGUUCCCUGAGAAGUUCAGGGUGGUCAGAUUGGAGGAUGGCGAGUACUUGGAGCUUGUUUCUUGGAAUCCAAACUGGGCAAUCACUGAGCUUGAGAAGAAGGCGGCAGCAUUGGCCGGCGAUGUCAAUUUCAACUCCAAUGCCGGUCUACCAGGAGAGCUCUCGCUUCCAUUCCCAAUGAAGUUCCCACCAAAUUUUAAAAGUUACUACAGAUUCCGAGGAAAAGCUCACCAUUAUGUGAAAACGGGCAAUACCGAGCAGUUUCAGAAGAUCACCUAUCUAUCGCCUUAUGCGGAGGCAAAGGGAUUGACUCCUGGCUCACCAAAGUUUGAUAAGAGGGCUGUUGCAGUGAUGCACGAGAUGCUGAGCUUCAUGUUGGAAAGGAGGCUGGUGACCGAUCACCUCACGCAUUUCCGUCGUGAGUUUGUUAUGCCACAGAAGCUGAUGAGGUUACUCUUGAAGCAUUAUGGCAUCUUUUACGUUUGUGAGAGGGGGAAGAGAUUGAGUGUGUUCUUAACAGAGGCAUAUGAUGGGGCAGAAUUAAUAGAUAAGUGCCCGUUGGUGCGUUGGAGGGAAAAGGUCCUUCAACUUACUGGUUACAGAGGAAGGUUAAAGAAUCUUGGAAACUUUGAUUCGUCUUCAGAUUCAGAGGACUACUUGUUAGGUGGUGAUGGUUCUAGUGGUGAUGAUGCCGUAUUGGAUGUUGAAAGUGAAAAUUCAGAUGGUAUCUUAGAUGACUAUUCUAUUUCAGAUGAUUCUGAGAUGGAUUUAGGGGAUAUGAAUGAAUUUUGCAGAGACUGAAUUGGCGGCUGUGCGUGUGUAGCAUAAAAGAGCAAAUUUGUGUUAUUAGUUUUUUUACUUGAAACCAAGUUCACAAGUAAGUACUUGUGACCAUUGUUAAGCUACGGAUAUAAUAUGUCCCUGCCUUGAGCCCUUGAUGUGUAGUUAUAUAUCAUUCCCUAGCUGCUGGCAUAUUUGGAGUUCCAGGUAUUAGCCCAAGCAGCCAAGCUUGAACAGACUGCGACAGAUUGGAUACUCUUCUCUCGCUACUGACAUAUUUGGACUUACAAAUAUUAGCCUAAGCUCAAACAGUGAAACAUAUCACGAUGAUUGUGGCAGGCUUGAAUACUGCUUAUACCAUGUUUCAAUCAUGUUAUCUGACGCAGAUCACUUGGCUCUGCCAUUUUGUUUGGAAAAAAUGGAUGAGACAAAGCAUGCCAAUAUGCUGUACUAAAGUUA
This is a messenger RNA of Phragmites australis (common reed), 2219 nucleotides long. Its product is annotated as protein WHAT'S THIS FACTOR 1, chloroplastic-like. Gene Ontology annotation, molecular function: RNA binding. The transcript has a single exon. The record is from RefSeq and is a predicted model, not a curated record. NCBI's taxonomy places the organism in Eukaryota, Viridiplantae, Streptophyta, Magnoliopsida, Poales, Poaceae. Bases 414 to 1781 code for a protein of 455 amino acids.